AUGCGAUUCACUCUUAUAACGGGCCUUGCCCUGGCUCUAACAGCUGGGUCGACGUUGAACAAUGUCUUGGCGCUCGCAACCGAAACCCCAGUCGAAGACCAAUCCUGUACCCUCACCAAUCCCCUCACAAAAGAAUACUACGACCUCCGUCCCCUGACUCGUACCUCCGACCUCUUCUCCACAGAUUGGUCCGUAAAUGGGCACGACUACGGCGCGAACUUCACCCUCAACAUCUGUGCACCGCUUCUCAACACUACCGAUGAUGCACCACACUCAAGCGCGGGGUAUGUUGAUGAGGACGGACAGUUUAUCUCGAUUGGAGAUGUAAAUACUGUUCCGAUUCUGCGUGGGAGGCGGUUGACGUUGGAGUUACCGUCUAAUACACCCUGUCCGACUGGGCCGAGCAAACGCACGACACUAAUCUCCUUUCUCUGCGACCGGGACUUAACCCAGAAAUCCGCUAUCACAUUCGUCGGAUCCCCGCAUUCGUGCGACUACUUCUUCGAGUGGCGGACAGCGCGAGCCUGCCCAAUCGCACACGGCCACGGCCGCCAGAAGGGUUUGGGAGUUGGGAGUUUAUUCGGCCUCCUUGCAAUUCUUUUCCUCCUCGCCUACUUCGUCGGCGGCAUCGUCUACCAACGCGUCGUUAUGCGACAAUCCGGCUGGCGACAAGUCCCACAUUAUCACACCCUUCGCUCCGUGGUGUCGUUCGUGGCGGAUAUGGUGAUGAUUAUUGGGGCGACGGUGUGGAGUAAGAUUCCGGGUUUGAAGAAUUUGGGGAGUAUGGGAAGGGGAGGGAGGGGGAGGAUUCAGUUGGAGGAUGAGGCGGUUAUGGAUGAGGCGUUGGAGGGGAGUGAUGAUGAGGGCAGUGGGCAUGGUGGAGCGAGGUGGGCGUGA
Saitoella complicata NRRL Y-17804 is the source of this 897-nucleotide messenger RNA. Its product is annotated as mannose 6-phosphate receptor domain-containing protein. The record is from RefSeq and is a predicted model, not a curated record. Bases 1 to 897 code for a protein of 298 amino acids. NCBI's taxonomy places the organism in Eukaryota, Fungi, Ascomycota, Saitoellomycetes, Saitoellales, Saitoellaceae. Gene Ontology annotation, biological process: vacuolar transport. The transcript is spliced from 2 exons.